This is a messenger RNA of Mus musculus (house mouse), 1868 nucleotides long. It is a transcript of the gene Pus1, whose product is annotated as pseudouridine synthase 1. Lineage: Eukaryota; Metazoa; Chordata; Mammalia; Rodentia; Muridae. The coding region runs from base 278 to 1603 and encodes 441 amino acids. Gene Ontology annotation, molecular function: tRNA pseudouridine synthase activity; tRNA pseudouridine(38-40) synthase activity; RNA binding. The transcript has 7 exons. The record is from RefSeq and is marked validated. Gene Ontology annotation, biological process: mRNA pseudouridine synthesis; RNA modification; tRNA pseudouridine synthesis. Gene Ontology annotation, cellular component: cytoplasm; nuclear lumen; nucleus.
GUGCACGUGGUCAGCUUCGGGGGUUCCGCGGCGCCGUGAGUGGGUCCGGCGGGACUUUCCUCCCUCCUCGAGCGCGCCGGCUGCGCGAUCUCUAAGGACGGGGUGGUGGUGUUGGAUGGGGGUGGGCAGGGGCUGCGGGGGUCACAGGUCAGCCUAGGAUCUGGGGCGCCGCAGGGUCAGAGCCAAGACAUCUGGAAGACAGGGCAGGGAUUUCGGGGCUGCAGAGUUCGGAGGGGAUCGCUGAGGUCCGGGGUCGGUGCCCGCCACCCCGCAGCGCAUGGGCUUCCCCCGCCUGUGGGCCGCACUGCUGAGAAACUGGGGACGGUGGACGGCGCGCCCAGGCCCGCGCGUGCCCGGCCUGCCGCCUAUGGCUGGAAACAAGGUGCCACCAGCGCUGGCCUCACACCAACCGGACAGGAAGGGCCGAGGUGGCUGGGUCUGGGAGGAGACGGAGCAUCCUGCAAAGAGGGUCAAGGGCGGCGAGGAUGAAGAGCCCCCACGCAAGCUGCCAAAGCGAAAAAUUGUGCUGCUCAUGGCCUACUCGGGCAAGGGCUACCACGGCAUGCAGAGGAAUCUGGGGUCCUCCCAGUUCAGGACCAUCGAAGAUGACUUGGUAUCGGCCUUAGUCCAGGCAGGUUGUAUCCCUGAAAACCAUGGCACAGAUAUGAGGAAGAUGUCCUUCCAGCGGUGUGCUCGAACAGACAAGCCUUUGAGGACCUCUGCCUGCUUUUGCCUGUACACUGGCUUCCUCUUCCACUGGGGUGUGUCUGCAGCAGGGCAGGUGGUAUCCCUAAAGGUGUGGCUGAUUGAUGACAUUCUGGACAAGAUCAACAGCCACCUUCCAUCCCACAUUCGGAUUCUGGGAUUGAAGAGGGUCACAGGCGGGUUCAACUCCAAGAACAAGUGUGACGCCAGGACCUACUGCUACAUGCUGCCCACCUUUGCCUUUGCUCACAAGGACCGGGAUGUACAGGACGAGAGCUAUCGCCUGAGUGCAGAGACCCUGCAGCAGGUCAACCGCCUUCUGGCCUGCUACAAAGGCACCCAUAACUUCCAUAACUUCACCUCGCAGAAGGGCCCAAGAGAGCCCAGUGCGCGCCGCUACAUUCUGGAGAUGUACUGCGAAGAGCCCUUCGUACGUGAGGGCCUGGAGUUUGCUGUGAUCAAGGUGAAGGGCCAGAGCUUCAUGAUGCACCAGAUCCGGAAGAUGGUUGGCCUGGUGGUAGCCAUUGUGAAGGGUUAUGCCCCUGAGAGUGUCCUGGAGCGCAGCUGGGGAGAGGAGAAGGUGGAUGUGCCCAAGGCACCCGGGCUUGGCUUAGUCCUGGAGAGGGUUCACUUUGAAAAGUACAAUCAACGCUUUGGCGGUGACGGGCUGCAUGAGCCCCUGGACUGGACGCAGGAGGAAGGGAAGGUGACUGCUUUCAAGGAGCAGUACAUUUACCCUACCAUUGUCAGCACUGAGCGGGAUGAGCGGUCCAUGGCCCAGUGGCUCAAUACUUUGCCGAUCCACAACUUCAGUGGCACUGCACUUGGAGCGGCUGACACAGGUGCCAAGGUCCCCAGUUCCCUGGAGGGCAGUGAAGGGGAUGGAGACACUGACUGAAACUGUAGAUCCUGCCACUGCUGUGUGUGCUGAGGCUGGAAUCUCUGCACCUGCCUGUCACUCAGGACGGGGGGGAGCCAAGAAUUCGGGGGCUGGCUUGUGGAUGUAGCCUGGCUUCAUAACCUCAGGAUAUUAAAUUCUCAUCCCAGGAAUCAGCUGCCGACUUUAGCCCAUGCAUCGUGUGUAUACACCUUAGCAUGAAAGGGCACUUUUUAAAAAAAGUGAUUUUUUUUUUCCUAUUAAAUAUGUUUUGCUUAGUGAAUUA